Molecule: messenger RNA, 1305 nt
Organism: Rotaria sordida
Lineage: Eukaryota; Metazoa; Rotifera; Eurotatoria; Philodinida; Philodinidae
Source: the annotation of a GenBank genome assembly
AUGGCUAAUAAUACUAUUAGGAUGAUGUCGUAUGCCAAUAAUGCUACAAUAACAACAAGAUUAUCAGCAUGUAGUCAAAUAAUGAAUGUAACCCAAACAAUACAAGAUCUUUAUAAUUUAUAUAAAAAUAACAGUUCAAAUUUAGUUUCAAGUGUAUUUUAUAAUAUUUCAAUUAUUAAUUUCAAUUGUACAACGCCAUUUGGUAAAUAUUUUGAACAAAUUAUAAUAUUUACACGAUCAGUAUCGAUUCGUAUUCAAGUAGCAUUAGUUUCAAUUUAUUUUGAUUAUAUUACUGGAAAUAAAUUUUCUAUAAAUGGUUUAAAUGGAUUUUUCAUUGAACGAGAAAGAUCAAUUUCUCUUUCAUCAAUCAGUUUAAAUUAUAAUGCCAAAUUCGAUUCUUGUUCGAGUAUUGAGACAGCUCAAGAUCCAGUUUGUCUACAGAACAGUUCAACACCUGUAUGCAUUAGUCGCUUUACAAAUCCAUGGAUUUUCAAUUGCAGUGAAAUCUCUGUAACAUCAACAAUUUCUUCAUUAUCUACUAUGAAUAAUGAUGGAUUAUUAUCAACACCAAUUUUAAAUUCAUGGCAAAUCAGUCUCAUAUGUAGUUUAAGUGGUUUUUUUCUAUUAAUUUGUUUUCUUCUUCUUGGAUAUUUUUGUCGACGUCGUUCACGUUCAAAACAUUUUACUUUAACAUCAGUAAAUUUUUUUAAUGAUAUAAAAUCAAUGCAAAAAAAUGGAAUACCACUAUGUCAAACUUUUCAAAGAGCUGCUACUAUUGUACAACCUAAACAAAGAAAUAAUUUGACUGUUGCUUGGAUUCAUGAUGGUAUUAAUGAAAAAAGUUAUAUCAAUUUAAAACCAACUGAACUUUAUAAUCAACAAAUAUUUAUUGAUCAUACUAAAAUCCAUGAUCCAGUUUUUCAUUCAAAUAUUUCUAAAAAUUCUCUCAAACCUAUUUAUAUUCCAAAUGAUCAUAUUAAUCCAUUAACAUCAAAAGUACAUUCAAUAGCAAUUAUUUCUCGACCUGUAUCUGAAACAUCAAAGAAUCAAUUAAAAUCAAUAGUUGAUCAAUUAGAAGAAGAUAAACUUGAUCCAUCGGAUAGUAUUUCAUUUCAUCAAUCAAAUAAAACUAAUCCAAAAAAAUUGAGUAUAUCAAUUUCAGGACAAUUAGCAAAUACUUUAUCACUUGAUGAAAGUUUACAUGAUGAAGAUGCUUGGAUGUCUAUUUUAGAUGUAGCUAACGCUGAACUUGAUGUACUCGAUCGAUUGGAAAAUGAACAAGAUCGGAUAAAAACAAUAGUGUAA